AUGACAUUUCCUGAUAGCAGCAAAGCGGACCCUCAGACGGCCCCAACCUCCGCCACCUCAUCCCUCCCAGCAACAACAGGAGAGAGGAGUACCCGUUCCCGUCCCCACUCCCGUCCCCGCUCUGAUAAACCCCAUCAACCUCUAUCUUGCCCCCAGGACCCACGAGACCCCAGCAUAUCGACAGCGAUUGACGAAAGCAUCGACGAGAGCCACCAAGAUCCGACGGAACUCGUUAGCCUCCCACCUCCCAAUCCGGAUCAUGACCACGACUGCAGCGAUAACCGCAACCACAGCAGGUCAUCGUCAGUGUCGUCGAUCUCCUCAGGCUCCGUACGCCUAGUUGUCCAACGCACGGCCAGCACGGAGCAGACGAGGAGAUCCAGUUUGGAAACUCAGGGGGGCCAUCUGGGCAGUUUGCGCAGGUAUUGGUCACGGCAUGUCUCGUUGGUAGUCCCACGGAAUCAGAAUCGGGAUCAUUUUGGGGGGAAUAAAUUGAAAACAGCCCUCGAAAGAACCUUCCUAGCUUACAUACGCACAUCGCUCUCCUUCGCUUUCCACGGCGUUCUCAUAGCCCAAUUAUUCAGUCUGCAGAACCGGGAGAACCACGACACGACAUUUGGGUUCUAUACUGUCGGGCUGCCGCUUGCCUGUGCAUGUCAUGCCUGUGCGAUCCUGGUUGCAGCCGUAGGGGCGUACCGGUUUUGGAGACAGCAGAAUGCGCUGGCGAGGGGUAAAGUACAUGCCGGUGGGUGGGAGCUAAAUCUGUCGGGUGCUUGUACUGUUGGUGUGAGUGAUACUGGUUCGCGCGUGCCUGCGCAACCUCAACUGGCCACGAUGUGGAUGUCAAAGUCGCACCGGAUUAUUCUCCUCCUCGUCAUCGAUUCCAUGUUCUUCCUCCUCGAACUAAUUGUUGGUUAUUCUGUACACUCGCUGGCAUUAAUAGCGGAUUCUUUUCAUAUGCUUAAUGAUGUUCUAUCACUAUGCGUUGGACUCGGGGCUGUCAAGGUUGCAAACCGGAAGACAAGCUCGAAGAUAUAUACCUAUGGGUGGCAACGAGCAGAAACACUUGGCGCACUGGUAAACGGCGUAUUCCUCGUCGCGUUAUGUCUCUCAAUCUUCCUCGAAGCUAUCCAAAGAUUAGUCGAACCGCAAGAGGUUAGAAACCCCAAACUAAUCUGUGUUGUUGGCUGCUUCGGUCUUUUAUCCAACUUUUUUGGGUUGGUGCUUUUCCACGAGCACUCGCAUGGUCAUGGCGGACAUUCUGAUGGGCAUAACACGGAGGAGGCGGUGGAUACGGCUGAGCAGGGUUAUGCACAGGAAGUCAGUAGAGAAGCGAUGAGUGAUGAAUCCGGAACCGUCGUCAGUGCAGCGUCAGGAAAUGUAGUCGCCAACCGAUUCGAGGUGGAGCGUGGGGCUACGAAGCAAAAGGGCAGUGUAGAGAAUGGUGUAUCCAAUCCUGCCAGGAAGCGCUCCAACUCUCGUCGGUUCAGUUCAUCGGGACCAAGGGCAUUCCGCGAUGCAGAAGAUAUCCAAAUCCACCCUGCCAUUCUACGUCGGGAUAUCAUCGAAGCCAGUCGCUUUGACGACGAGACAUUUUCCGAAUCAGAUACGGAAUCAAACCGUUCUACUUCAGAACGGACGGGAUUACUUGAUGGACACAAUGGGGCUACGUAUUCUACAACAAACGUCACACAGGGAGCCGCAAGCCAACCGUCCAAAGACCCGCAUAAGGACCUACAUGACGCGCACAACCACGCCAAACCAAAGUCCACCGAGGGCAAAAAAGGCCAUUCCCACUCCGACCUUAACAUGCGUGGCAUUUUCCUCCAUGUCGUAGGUGACGCACUGGGUAACUUCGGUGUAAUCGCCUCAGCUCUCAUAAUCUGGCUGACAAACUACUCCUGGCGCUUCUAUGCGGACCCAGCAAUCUCCCUGGUCAUCACCGUCAUAAUCCUCGCCUCCGCCAUCCCACUCUGCAAAGCCGCAUCGCGCAUCCUCCUCCAAGCCGUCCCUGCUGAUCUAAGCAUCGACCACAUCAUAGAAGACAUCCAGGAUCUCCCCGGCGUCCUGAGCUGCCACCACCUGCACGUCUGGCAGCUUAGCGACACAAAACUCGUCUGCUCGUUACAUAUACAGGUUAGCCAUGAUAUCAAGGGCGAAGGGUCGGAUAGGUAUAUGGAGCUAGCGCGGCAGGUGCGCAGGUGUCUGCAUGCGUAUGGGAUUCAUUCGUCAACGAUUCAGCCGGAGUUUUAUCCUGGUAGCGACACUGAUGAAACGUCCCGUGUGGGAUCGUCUCAUUCUCUGGCUGCUCAGGGUGGGCAGUGUGGCACUGCUCGACAACGCGGUCCCGGUACGUGUGUUGCUGAUGCUAACUGCCUGCUUGAGUGUGGGGUUGAGUGCGCGGCUGGUCGACAGUGUUGUCCUGGUGGCAAGUAG
Messenger RNA from Paracoccidioides lutzii Pb01, 2436 nucleotides. RefSeq lists its product as hypothetical. The coding region runs from base 1 to 2436 and encodes 811 amino acids. Gene Ontology annotation, cellular component: membrane. Gene Ontology annotation, biological process: zinc ion transmembrane transport; intracellular zinc ion homeostasis. The record is from RefSeq and is a predicted model, not a curated record. Gene Ontology annotation, molecular function: zinc ion transmembrane transporter activity. The transcript has 6 exons.